AUGGGUCACGUCAACCUCGAGAGCCAAAUACGCCGCGCACAGGAGGAUGGGGACUUCUCAGCUCUGGUGACGUUAGACAUUGCACAGGCAUACGACAGCAUUGAGCACCGCGUCCUGCUGCACAGGCUGGCUGCUGUUCGUAUCCCUCCCUAUAUUCUCUCCUGGGUCAGGAAUUUUCUCUCUGGAAGAUCUUUCCAAUGCUCGGACCGCCACCUCGUCUCUUCCCCUCAUCAGCUGUUUAGAGGGGUGCCUCAAGGUUCUGUCCUUUCCCCUCUGCUCUUUAACAUACUCAUGAGCUCCCUUCCAUUGGACGCGAAUAUUCAGACAAUCACUUACGCAGAUGACAUCGCCUUUUUCGCCUCGGCCUCAUCGCUGCACUUGUUGUACACGCUGACCCAGCAAUACAUCGACACUAUUGUGGCUUGGACCACAUCCGCUCAUCUGAGUCUAAAGGUCCAGAAAUGUGCCGUGCUCCUAUUUCCGCCUGUGGGCUUCCGUGGUGUGGUGCCCAGCUUCAAUCUUUUGAUAGGCAACGAUCGCAUCGACCAACCUGAGUCUCUGAAGUAUCUGGGUGUGUGGUAUGAUCACAGGAUGGAUUGGGGCCGCCACAUUGACCACAUCAGCCGAAGAGCCUCCGCGGCACUGCGUUGCAUCCAGCGUUGUUCCAGCGUUCGUGUUGGUAUGCGCAGGAAUGCCCUCCUUUAUGUCUAUCGUUGCUAUGUCCGUCCCAUCCUCGAAUAUGGCUGUGUCCUUUUCUCUCAUCUCCCAGACUACCGGAUAAGCAAGCUGCUCGUCUUAGAGAGGAAAGCGCUCCGCAUGUGUCUCGGCCUUCCCAGGUAUACUGCUAACGAUGCCCUGUAUCUUGAGGCGGGUGUGCUCCCACUGAAAGCCCGCUUUCAUCUUUUAACAGUGAGCACUUUCCUGUCUCUGGCGCAGAGCCCUCUUGCUUCUCACCACAUUGAAUCGUUCAGAGAUUUGGGUUCCUGGACUAGCAGGCGGUGGCGCAGAUCCAAUAUUCCCCAGUUGCUAUUGCUGCUCCUGUCGCCCCUGAACGUUUCGCUUGCCCAUGUCCCCCAGCCGGUUGUGCCUCCCGCGCCAGCCUCUGUCCAGGUUCUCAGCAUCUUUCAUUCGGAUGCCAAACAUGCCCCUCUCACUUAUUUGAAAGCAGAGCUUGACACUCACAUGUCUCAGUUUCCCAAUCACCUGGUCAUCGCCACGGACGCAUCUGUCUCUGAGGAACGGGCGGGAGUUGGCAGUGUCAUUCCGCAGCUCGACUUGCACAGUCCCGUCCGCCUCCCGGACUACACACCGGUCUUUCACAGUGAGUUUCUAGCCAUGCUCCUAGCGCUGAUGAGGGUUCCCAUCGCUUUCAAAAUGGUGCUCCUCCUCUCUGACUCUCUUUUUGUGAUUUCCUCCCUUGAGAGCCCUACAAGCCCCUUGCUCGCCACCUUAGUUGCUUUUGCACCUAGCCACAUCUCCCAUCUCCUUGUCACCUGGAUUCCUGGUCACCGCGGUCUCCCGCUCAACGAAGCCGCUGACACCCUGGCUAAUAUGGCACUCUCUGGGCCAAUCCUGGAUGUCCUUCCUCCAAUAGCUGACAUCGUCCGGGCGCGCUACAGACGCUUCCUUUCACUCGCGCGGCGUCGCCCUCCACGUCCUGGCUAUGAACACCUCUUAUUCCUUUGGAAUCCUGAGCAUUGUGGCUGCCGUGAGUUCGAAACUUCUGUAACGCGUGCUCGGUGCCUCUCCCUCCCAUUGAACUUCUAUCUUCACCGUGCUGGCCUCGAAUCGGCACCUGCGUGCCCGCACUGCGGACAAGCCGAGACUGUCCAUCACUUCUUUCUCGACUGCUCCUCCUACGUCACCAUUCGUCGUCGCCUUCUCGUUCCCCCUCUUAUCUCCAUCGGUGCUCAGCUCUCCCUGACAUCUCUGCUAUCCCUUGGAGCCUUCCAUAAUGGCUUUAGGGACCGCGCUGUUCUCCAUAGUAUCAUGUCAUUCAUCUCCACCUCUAACCGAUUCUAA
Molecule: messenger RNA, 2022 nt
Organism: Ornithodoros turicata
Lineage: Eukaryota; Metazoa; Arthropoda; Arachnida; Ixodida; Argasidae
Exons: 1
Coding region: 1-2022 (673 amino acids)
Molecular function (GO): nucleic acid binding; RNA-DNA hybrid ribonuclease activity
Source: RefSeq, a predicted model, not a curated record